AUGGUUAAUUUCUCUACUCUUGCGUCCGCGGUUCUGCUCGCUGUGACGGCCGCUACCGCCCACCCUACUGAUGCUCCUCUGAGCCAGAGUGAGCUCACGCGACGCGCCGACUUCCAGAACUUCGCGCGUCGCUCCCUCAAUGCCUGCCAAGACGUUCUUAAGCGUCGUGGACACCUCGAAAAGUCGGCUGCUCGUCGCAGGGCGCUCGCCGAUAACCUUCGCCGCAAGAGAGGUCUUCCUACAAGCAGCCUCUACAAGCGUCUCAGCUUGGAUGACGUCUUGAGCACUGACCAUCAGUCGAACGCGACCGGUCUAACUGCCGAUUUGGAUCCCUUCGAUGGAACUGGGUCUUGCACGCUCGAAUCUGAGACCACUCAAGGCCCGUACUACGUCGAUGGAGAAUACGUUCGCUCGGACAUCACUGAGGAUCAAGAAGGCAUAUACACCUAUGUCGACGUCGAGCUUAUUGACUACUCCACUUGCGAGCCUGUCACCGACGUCUACAUCGACUUUUGGCACUGCAACGCAACGGGCAUCUACUCUGGUGUUGUCGCUGGUGGUAAUGGUGAUCAAACUGACGAGACCAACUUGGAUAAGACUUUCCUUCGUGGCAUUCAGCCGACCAACUCUGAUGGUUACGCCCAGUUCGAGACCAUUUUCCCAGGACAUUACACGUCGCGAGCAAAUCAUAUCCAUAUCAUCGCACACAACGAUGGAACCGUUUUUGACAACGGUACCUUCAAGACUGAUAGCGAUCACCACGUUGGCCAACUCUUCUUCGACCAAAGCUUGAUCUCCAUCGUCGAAGCAACUUCUCCGUACUCGAGCAAUACCCAGCAGCUCACUUUAAAUGAGGACGACUCGAUUUUGUCGGGAGAGGUUGAGGGAACGAACGGCGUUGAUCCUGUCCUCGAGUACGUCUACCUCGGUGAUGAUAUCUCUGAUGGCCUUCUUGCCUGGGGAUCUGUGGGUAUCGACAUCUCAGCCAGCUACUCGGUUUCUUCGGCAGCUACUCUUACCGAAGAUGGCGGUGUUGAGAACAGCUCCAGUGGUGGAGAUGGAGGUGCUCCGCCCUCCUAGAUGUUGAUGAUGGUGUUCAAAUUCCGUCGUGGACAAGCUGUCGAAGUAGUGCAGGAGAUGACUAGUGCUU
Molecule: messenger RNA, 1150 nt
Organism: Desarmillaria tabescens
Lineage: Eukaryota; Fungi; Basidiomycota; Agaricomycetes; Agaricales; Physalacriaceae
Product: aromatic compound dioxygenase
Exons: 6
Coding region: 1-1080 (359 amino acids)
Molecular function (GO): ferric iron binding; oxidoreductase activity, acting on single donors with incorporation of molecular oxygen, incorporation of two atoms of oxygen
Source: RefSeq, a predicted model, not a curated record